Molecule: messenger RNA, 2693 nt
Organism: Coccidioides immitis RS
Lineage: Eukaryota; Fungi; Ascomycota; Eurotiomycetes; Onygenales; Onygenaceae
Product: CK1/CK1/CK1-D protein kinase
Exons: 5
Coding region: 389-1597 (402 amino acids)
Biological process (GO): signal transduction; peptidyl-serine phosphorylation; endocytosis
Cellular component (GO): cytoplasm; nucleus
Molecular function (GO): ATP binding; protein serine/threonine kinase activity
Source: RefSeq, a predicted model, not a curated record
UCCAUCAGUCCGCCAUCUCCGCCCUCCAACCACUAACCCUCCCUCUCUUCUUCCAAGGGGUUUCUCCCUUGAGAAAUCUUCCUUGUCCAGAGCCUUGCCUCUCUCUUUUAUGACUGAGAAGGUUUCGCUGGAGUGGUCCUCGUUACAAAUCCCCUUAAGAUUCCCUCCUCUUAAUUGAAGAUCGUAUCUCCUGCAGUCGUAGCGGACGUCAAUUAGCGGGCUCAACUUUUUAAAGGGUAAUAUUUCUUUUCUUUCUACAAGGUUGAUCUCCCUUCGUCACAUUCAUCCCUAGCCAUUUCUACGCAAUACUCUCGCCUUUCCCGUGCGCGUUGUUUUGACCUUUUCCUUACAGAGUCAAAGCCGGGAUACCACUAAAGAUAUUGCCAAAAUGACAACUAUGGACCUACGCGUUGGAAACAAGUAUCGCAUCGGUCGAAAGAUCGGUAGUGGUAGUUUCGGUGACAUCUACCUUGGUACGAACAUUAUCUCGGGUGAAGAGAUCGCCAUUAAACUUGAGAGUGUUAAGGCGAAACAUCCACAGCUCGAAUAUGAAGCUCGUGUCUACAAAUCGCUAGCGGGGGGUGUCGGUAUCCCCUUUGUCCGUUGGUUUGGCACUGAAUGUGACUAUAAUGCCAUGGUCAUCGAUCUCCUUGGGCCCAGUUUGGAAGACUUGUUCAACUUUUGCAACCGGAAGUUCUCGCUCAAGACUGUGCUUCUAUUGGCAGAUCAACUUAUCUCCCGCAUCGAGUACAUUCACGCCAAAUCGUUUAUCCACCGUGACAUUAAACCCGACAAUUUCCUUAUGGGCAUUGGAAAACGUGGAAACCAAGUCAACGUGAUCGAUUUUGGUCUCGCGAAGAAAUAUCGUGACCCAAAGACCCACUUCCAUAUUCCCUACCGUGAAAACAAAAAUUUAACUGGUACGGCUCGUUAUGCCAGUAUCAACACCCAUCUUGGUGUCGAGCAAUCUAGACGUGACGAUAUGGAAUCUCUUGGUUACGUCAUGCUUUAUUUCUGCCGUGGAUCCCUCCCUUGGCAAGGCCUCAAGGCUGCUACUAAAAAACAAAAAUACGACCGCAUUAUGGAAAAGAAGAUGACCACUCCGACCGAAGUUCUUUGCCGUGGCUUCCCCAAUGAAUUCGCUGUGUACUUAAACUACACCCGUUCUCUUCGCUUCGACGACAAGCCUGACUACUCUUACCUUCGUAAGAUCUUCCGUGACCUCUUUGUGCGUGAAUCAUUCCAGUACGACUAUGUCUUCGAUUGGACUGUCUACAAGUACCAAAAGAAUGCCCAGGCUAUUGCCCAAGCGAGCGGAAAUGCAGGGAACAAUGCCCAGGAGGAAGAUGAUAAACCUCGUGGUCAAGUCAGCACUGGUGGCGCUCCCGCAGGCGUCCCGGGGGGAUCACUCAAACCUGUUCCUCUCGGCAGCCAUCGGCGUAAGCUGGUGGAACGUACUGCGGGUGAAUCCCAUGACACCAACCGCGCCGUCGGAAGUGAUAGGAUGCUUCGUUCUGCUUCAAGAGGUGUUCAUAUGGGCCCUGGCUACCCUGUUCAUCGCUUGAAGCGGGACGAUAUCACUGGUGAAUGGUACUGAAUUCGAUAUGAUGAUGAUGCGAUGUCUUGCGAGUCAAUUGUUUUCAUUUUGCUCAUUCUAAAUUGCCGCCCCUUUUUUCAUAUCGACAUCAAGGAGCGUUGUGCAAGUUGAAUGUGGCACUGCCAACGUGUUCUUUUCCACAGGACAUCUGAGGCUCAACCUGUUCUGAAAUCUCUUCUCCAUCCCCUAUGGUUUAGCAGCCCGCUCGAUUUUAUUCCGCCUAUGGCCAUGUCGGCUACGGAUUUUAUAAUUUUCAUCGACGCGUUUUUGCUCGGGCCCAACUUCCCAAAUUUCGGAUGAAUUGCGUCAGCUUGUCGUUAUUCCAUACAUCAAAAGAUUUCCGAUAUUCGAAAUGUGCCCUGAUUUAUGGGAUAGUUGGUGCAGGUUUCAGAACACUUGUACUAACUUUGGUGGCUGCCACUGGACAAGCUGUUGGGCUGCACUUGUCCUGGAAUUGCCUGAUUAUCAUGGCAGAAUGUUGAUGGACUGUGGAUGAGGAAUUCCUAGCGCAAUAUUGCUUUGUUUGCAAAGUUGUGACUGGUUUUGUUCCAUCACUCAUUUGCCUUCCUAGAUUGUCACUGUUCUCAUCUGUUAUUCCCUUAUUCCCACAUGCACUUGGUUGUUUCAACUCUAUUGCUCUUUAUUUUGCAAGGAAAUAUAUGCAGGGGAUGAGGUGCAGAUAUUAAUUUCAGUCAGAGCAGGGCCUUGGGUUGUUUAUUGAUGGCGAGGAUGUGCUGGUUACCUCUCUGUGUUACAGGCAUAUUUUCAGGCCACAGCCACGAUACUCUCAAACUCAUGUCUCUGUUCAGCUGUGGGGUCCGGUGAUGGAUAUGGCUAGGGCCGCUUCUGGGGUGGUUGACAUUUUUCCUUGCAUGUUUCCUUUUGUUACUGCUUUUUGUCAAGUUGACUUAUCAGCACACGUCAUUUGUAAAAGCCUUAUGUGCAUUUCCACCUUCUCUCACAUAUUGGCCUGUCGAGCUAAUUGCUGGGGUUGAACGAGGACAUUUUUGGCUAGGAGUGCAUGCAUGGGGAUGUGUAUGCGCUUGGGGAUGACAUGAGAGCCUACCCAAAAAAAAAAAAAAAAAAAAAAGAAAAA